This is a messenger RNA of Hipposideros armiger (great roundleaf bat), 3070 nucleotides long. RefSeq names its product secretion associated Ras related GTPase 1A (gene SAR1A). Bases 125 to 748 code for a protein of 207 amino acids. Gene Ontology annotation, biological process: intracellular protein transport. The record is from RefSeq and is a predicted model, not a curated record. Lineage: Eukaryota; Metazoa; Chordata; Mammalia; Chiroptera; Hipposideridae. Gene Ontology annotation, molecular function: GTP binding; GTPase activity. The transcript has 7 exons.
GGUGUUACGUAUAUCCGGCGAGGAGCUGGCGGUCCCGGGUGCUGCUGGGCUCUGUGCUCUGAGGGAGGGUCGAAGCCGCCCGCCGCCGCUGGAGGAGUCCCUUGGGCUGUAGUAAGCAUUAAUAAUGUCUUUCAUCUUUGAGUGGAUCUACAAUGGCUUCAGCAGUGUGCUCCAGUUCCUAGGACUCUACAAGAAAUCUGGAAAACUUGUGUUCUUGGGUUUGGACAAUGCAGGCAAAACCACUCUUCUACACAUGCUCAAAGAUGACAGAUUGGGCCAACAUGUUCCAACAUUACAUCCAACAUCAGAAGAGUUGACAAUUGCUGGAAUGACUUUUACAACUUUUGAUCUUGGUGGGCAUGAGCAAGCACGUCGGGUUUGGAAAAAUUACCUCCCAGCCAUUAAUGGGAUUGUUUUUCUGGUGGACUGUGCAGAUCAUCAUCGCCUCAUGGAAUCCAAAGUGGAACUCAAUAUUCCUCACUUCAUGUCUUGUCUUCAGGCUUUAAUGACUGAUGAAACAAUAUCCAAUGUGCCAAUCCUUAUCUUGGGUAACAAAAUUGACAGAACAGAUGCAAUCAGUGAAGAAAAACUCCGUGAGAUAUUUGGGCUUUAUGGACAGACCACGGGAAAGGGGAAUGUGACUCUUAAGGAGCUGAACGCCCGCCCCAUGGAAGUGUUCAUGUGCAGCGUGCUCAAAAGGCAAGGCUACGGCGAGGGCUUCCGCUGGCUCUCCCAGUAUAUUGACUGAUAUUUGGACAGUGAGAAUAAGAGUUUGACUUCUCUGGACUGAUCCUAUUCACAGCUUCCUCAUGAACUUUUCUAAUAGAACAAGGAAAGCUCUCCAACCAUGUCUGGCGUUGAGAAGCCAAGAGUCUCUGUCAGCUCUCAUCGCCCAGUGGUGACAUGUGCUCUUCUCCACACUGUCGGGAGGUAACGCUGCCCCACGUGCUGGUGCAGGUCAGCAUCCCGGGACUUGGAAGCUGGCAAGAUUUGCCGGGUAAAGCUGUGUGCCAUCAUGGGCUACCUGAUAAGAAAAACACGUCUCACCACUGUGGUUGAUUUCAAAAGAAAGUGAUUCUAUUUUUUAAAGAAAGUGUUGUUAAUGUAAUUGGUUUCCCUCCUAACUUUUUAAGUUUACAAUUUACUUGGUCCAGAGUUUUCUAUUCCUUUUUUUUUUUUUUUUAAAUCUAGUGAAUGGCAUUUAGAUACUUCAUAAAAUUAUGCACAGAUACAUAUUGGAGGCCACACCUCGGUCAGGUGAACUUAUUCCUGUUGAGUUAGCAGGUUGGUGAGAGAAGCUCCCCUGUCUGGGGAGCUGCCUUGGAGUAGGUGACAUCACCUUGUACGCAGAGAACUAAGAAAGGACAGAGCCCUGGCCUCAUAGUUGCAGCAGGUGUCCACUGUGGCAAGCUAGGGUUAUUCCUUAUCAUGGAGUGUAUAGCAGAGGAGUGAAUUACAGAGUGGGUCAUUAUUAUUAAUGUAAUCACUUAAACAGUUACGAAUUUCAGCCGGUCUUGCUUUUAACUCUUGUGAAGUUUCAUUUUUCUCUGUAGCACUUUCUCUUAUUUUCAGUUAUACAAAAUGACUUUCGCCUCAUAGAAGAGUUGAGAACAUCUCCCAUGUUGUCAUAUACUGCAGGUGUGUGUCAGUUCCUUUUGCACACAUUCUAGGGGGAAUAUUUCUGAAUAGGAGAAUCACACAGGACAAAGUUAACAGUCUAAGAUUCUUAAUUCUGUCACUUGAGAACUUAAAAAUCUGGUAUUUUAGCAUUUGGCAAAGUCUGGGAAAGAUUUACUUAGUGGGCCUUAAGUUUUCCCCUUGCAGAAUUUGGUCUAUGUACUGGACUGUUUAUAAGCUCUUUUAAUCAAAUUUUUUUUGGUCUUUAAAGGUUAACAUCUGUAGCUUUUCCAGGUUUUUUGUUUUGUUUUGUUUUUUUGGUACGAAAUUGCCUUUCUCCAUUCCAGAAAUAAGCUGGGGAAACUAAUCCAAGAAUUUUGUGUAGGGCUAUUAUUCCUAUUGAGCCAGCAUCCCUUAUUGUCAGUAAGCACCCAGUACAAAAGCCUUAGCAUCCCCAGUAGUGUGAUGAGGAUUGUUUUUGUAGCUUUCCAUUUUCUUAAUGUCAUGUGUGAAAUUGGAUUUUCAUGUUCUUAACCAGUUUUCUACCCUUGCAGAAAAAGGUGAUGGGAUAGGAGAUGGUCUUAAAAUGGGAAGGUAUCUUCAUUUUUCCUUUAAUGAAAGAUUAGAGGUAGUAUCCUCAGAAUUGAAAAUUGUGAUGAUGAUACUUAUUUGUAGAGGAUUCAAUUCAGUGGAUUCUUGCUUCUAAUGUGAGGGUAGGGAAAGUAUGGAUAACGUACUCCGGGGGUGAGAGAAUAUUGUUCUUCAGCUGGAUUUCUCAUUGUUAGUCUUCAGUACUGACCUGUGGGGAAAGCAUACCGUUUCACUGCCAGGUACCAGACGCGGAGGCUCAGUGCAGUAUAAGUCUGGGAAGAGCAUGACUUUAUUUAUGAGCAAGCAUAGCUGGAUUAAGACAAAAUUGUUCAUUUGGAAAGGGGUUAAAGCCUUAAGUGAAUAAAUCUAGCUAAAGGUGAGAGAAUUAGGUAGUUAACUUGCAUACUUUCAAUUUUCUAUGGCUAAAGAUAACCCAUGCUUCUCUAUCCAGAGACAUGAGAAGUAUGAUUGCUUCAGUGUUAGUUUUUCUUGCUGUUGUUUCUUCCCUAAUCACUUUGUAGCAAGCCAGAAAACUGUAGAUUCUAUGCAGGGCAGCUCUUUGUGAAAGUGGCUUAUUUUGGCCACUGGAGAAAGAGGGGAUUGAAAAGUCCAGUAGCACCAGUCUAUUUCUUGCCCCACAGAAAACACUGGUCCUAUAAUAACAUAGUGGAAAGAAGCUGCUGUGAGGAGCUCGGCUCCUAACAGUGAGGAUCAGAGCUUUGUACAGGAACUCCCAUGAAUUGAGACUUUUCAUUCUGUUUAUCAGAGUGCAUAUAUGUCCUAUUUCAGGAAAAGUAAAACCGUCAUUUACAAAAGAAAGUCAAUCUGUAUCCUAAGCAUUUUAAUAAAAAGUUAAAACAAA